UAAUCAAACCUUAAGCCAAACCUCCGAUUCUCAUGCAAACAAUCAACCUCCACUUUUCCAUUCGUUUUCCUAAUUUUGCCUCCUUCAAACUGAACCGCUCCUCAUACAUCCAUGGAGGAGCGGGUAUUUCCCGUCGACGGCAACAAGGAUGACCCUCCGUUAAAGCCUGUUUCUGGUGACAAAGUUCCUCCUCCUCCUGGCAUGGCCCUGGUGAAAUCCAACGAGACAUAUGUCAUCCGAAUCCCAAGGGAUCAAAUUUACCGUGUUCCACCACCCGAAAAUGCCGAAAUUGUGGAAAGUUACCGGAAACCUUCCGGCAACAAUGGUAAGAGAGGAUGUGGUGGACGUUGUUGGAUUUUCGCAGUUCUGGUUGCAUUAUUGGUAAUCGGGUUCGGAAUAUUUCUCGCAAUCCAGCAUUUCUCCAACCCGAAAUCCCCCAAAUUCUCCAUUGCUCAUUUCGGGAGAAAAGCGACGAAAUUACCAAGCCAUCAUCAUACUCCUCUCCAUAAUAAAAAUGCUGUGUAUGAAAUUUUGUUACAGGUUUUCAACCCAAAUGAGAAAUCAGUGGUUCAUUAUGGAUCAGGAAACUUGACCCUUCAUUUUAAGCGUUACGGAAUUGCUUAUGGCGUGUCGAAAUUGGUUGAACAAGGAGGCGGGACAACGGUUAAGGUUGACCAUUCUCUUCAUGGUACAAAGGUGGAAUUACCUGAAGAAAUUCAGAAAAUCAUGAAUGAUAAGCAUCCAAGGGUCUUGGUUUUGAAGAUUGAUGUGCCCAUUGAAGUUAAAUCGUGGGAUAAGACAUUCAAGAAGAUGAUGGUUGUUGGGUGUGAAUUGGAGGUGGAUUCAUUAACCCACCAAAGUGCAAAAAUUCUGUCUCAACAAUGUGGAACGAAUUAAAAUUUUUCUUUUUGAGACGUAUUAAAUGUCAUGGUUUUAUGUAUGAGAUGAAAAUCUGCUCUGGGUUGUUAUGCAUUUAUAAUUGUUACCAACAAAAUUCGAUUGCUUUCUGACAUAUGCAGGACAGGGUAUUUGGUUAAAUUAUGGCAUUAUGGUUUUGCAAUAUUUAGCUUUAAGGUUUACUUUAUUAGUUUGGCGUUCUUGAUGAUUGACCACUUUCGCUCAGCUUUAGCUUUAGCUUUAGUUAUUUUUCUCUACUGUUUGUAUGUGAAAAAUGUGAUCCUUUUUUCUUCUGGGAAAAGUGGCAGAG
Oldenlandia corymbosa var. corymbosa is the source of this 1207-nucleotide messenger RNA. The record is from the annotation of a GenBank genome assembly. NCBI's taxonomy places the organism in Eukaryota, Viridiplantae, Streptophyta, Magnoliopsida, Gentianales, Rubiaceae.